CGUUCGGUUGCCCCGCAAAGAACGCCCAACGUGUCAGUCGGCGCUCAAGAUCUCCAGUAACUCUCCUUGCAGUGAAGUAGUUUGACCAGACAAUUUAAACCCACCGCCGCACUGAUUUAAACCCCUGGCAAUGGACAAUAUCAAAGACGGCUGGUUCACCGAGACGUGCACGUUAUGGCCCGGCCAAGCCAUGAGUCUUCAAGUGGAGGAAGUGUUGUAUCAUAAAAAGUCGAAGUUCCAGGAUGUGAUGGUUUUUAAAAGUAAAACGUAUGGAAAUGUGCUGAUUUUGGACGGGGUCAUCCAAUGCACAGAACGAGAUGAGUUUUCUUAUCAAGAAAUGAUCGCCAAUCUACCUCUCUGCUGCCACCCUUGCCCAAAAAAGGUUCUCAUCAUAGGUGGAGGAGACGGUGGUGUCCUAAGAGAGGUGGUCAAGCAUCCUCUGGUGGAGUCUGUAGUUCAGUGUGAGAUUGAUGAGGAUGUAAUAAAUGUCUCCAAGAAAUACCUUCCCGGAAUGGCGAAAGGCUUCUUCAGCCCCAAGCUAACUCUGCAUGUGGGUGAUGGCUUUGAAUUCAUGAAGAAAAAUCAGGAUGCGUUUGACAUCAUCAUCACAGACUCCUCAGACCCUGUCGGACCGGCUGAAAGCUUGUUCAAAGAGUCUUACUAUCAGCUCAUGAAAACUGCACUUUGUGAAGGAGGAAUUCUCUGCUGCCAAGGAGAGUGUCAGUGGCUGCAUUUGGAGCUCAUCAAGGAAAUGCGGACCUUCUGUAAAACCCUAUUUCCUGUAGUGGACUAUGCAUACUGCACCAUUCCCACGUAUCCAAGUGGACAAAUCGGCUUUAUGCUUUGCAGUAAAAAUUCGAAAACAAAUUUCCGUGAGCCACUACGAGAACUAACAAGAGAUGAAAUUGAGAGCAUGAGCCUGAAAUAUUACAAUCCUGAAAUCCACCGUGCUGCUUUCAUCCUCCCAGAAUUUGCUAGAAAGGUACUAAGUGAAGCAUAAAGGGCUUGAUGGGUGCCAUCUUGUCAACACGCUGCCUUCUGUGAAAGCAGAACAAAACCUUCACUACAGCUUUGAUAGCUGCCACAGCACAUCCCUCUCCAGCUAAUGAUUGGUCAACGGACUGCUACAAGUGCAUAUGCCUUCUGUGGGGAAAUUCUCUGGUUCUCUGUUCCAUCAGUGCUUCUGCCAAGUCUUAUAAGUUAUUUCGGUUUGGUCCUCCCACAUCACAAAUUUCUGAACUAUACAAACUGACAAUCAAGCAUGUUGUUUGACAGAUACCACGGUCUUACUUUCUCUUACUCGUGUUGAGUAAUGGAGUGCAACAUUUCACUACAUCUGUCUUGUUUACAUAAGUUAAUAAAUAAAUAAAAAACCAUGCAGGUAUUUUAAAGGGAUAGUUUGCCUAAGUAUAAAUAAUUGCUGGUAAUAUACACACCCUAUGGCAGUCCGAGAUGUAGGUGUAUUUUAUUGUUUUUUUCUUUCAGUAUAACAUUAAUGGUGCACAUUCAGGAUGGUUGGUCUUCAUUGAUUUCACUUGCAGUUGAUGGUCACCAUUAUUUUAGUAUAGUAUCCUACAUAACAUGUUUUGUGUUCAACAGAAGACAGGUUUGGAACCAGUGAAGGGUGAGUAAAUGUUGACUGAAUUUUAAAUCUGCAACUGAAUUAAACUCGUGUGUGGGUGUGUGUGUGUGUGUGUUCAGCAAAAAUAUUGAUCCUUGGUGAUUCAUCAAAUUCAAUUGAACAGACAUUGUCGCUUUGAAUAAAAAGAAAUAUAUACAGGCAAACCAUGAUUAAUGCACAUGCAUCCUGGAAGUACAUUGAGCCUCUGCAAAUGGUCUAGUUUGUUUAAGGAAAUCACAUAAUGUUUGUGCUGACACAAACUCAUACAAUAAUAAUAUUUAAUUUACAAUGAAUGGUGUCUGUGUUGAAUUGUUUAUCAAAAACAACAAAAGUUUGUAAACAGGCUCCAGUGUCUGGAAGCUUGCACUUUAAAAUUACAUGAAAUCACUUUGCUUCAUGAGGCUUUGAAUUAAGUCUAUUAAUUUUGUAACCAUUUUUUUUUAAUAGUUAUAUUUCUCAAUACCUCAAUGUAUUGCCAGGUUCUUGGGUACUCAUUUUUUUUGGUCUUUCAAAAUGUCAGUAGCCAUCGACUUAAUUUAUUAAUUUUAUGAAUCACCAAGCACCAUAGUUUGAGGUAAAAAACCUAUAAAAAAAUCUAAAUCUUGGUUGCUUUGAGGGUGCCAUAAAUACAUUUUCAUUUUUGGAUAAAGUAUCCCUUUAAAUAUCUGCAUAUGCUCUCUUUGAACACUCAGAGACUUUUAGGUCAGUAAUAAUUGCAGUUAAACAACAGUAAAUUAUUGUCAUUUAAAAGGAGAUAAUAUAGUACUGUUACCUUUACAAAAGUUGCUUACUGCAACUAACUAAAGUGGUAAUAUUUUCUGCAACUAAUAUUUUCUCCCAUAUAAAUGCUUCGUGUUUUCCUUCUUAGCAAGUGAAGGUGACAUGUGGGUCCUCUGUGUGUGAUUUGUGUGGUCUGGUUUUCCAAAAAAAAUUCUGAUUACAAGAACUGUAUAGUGCAAAUAGGUGUUUGGUUAAGAUGAAGAUUGAUAUGAUAUAGUGUAUUUCAAAUGUAUGCUUCUGUGGGAUCUGUAUGAUGGAAUGACUUUGAGGUGUCUUUUAACAUUAGAAUUACUGGAAGUCUCAAACAUUGAGGCAUAUUAUUGAACAAUUAUUGUGAAAUAUUUCAGGGCAAAACAAUUAAUGGUGUAUUUUGUGGGAUAGCUGAAGAUGAUCAUACCUUUUUAGGGCUAUAGUUGCUAAGGACAAACUAUUUUGUAGUGACAGGUUUUACUAUGUGGAAGGGUUUGUCUGUCCUUUUACCGUUUCAUGAUUAUGAUGUACAUUUCUUUUUUCAAAUUUCAUAAAUUGUUUUUGAAAUAAUAAAACACGUGCAACCUUAUUC
Molecule: messenger RNA, 2963 nt
Organism: Danio rerio (zebrafish)
Lineage: Eukaryota; Metazoa; Chordata; Actinopteri; Cypriniformes; Danionidae
Gene: srm
Product: spermidine synthase
Biological process (GO): polyamine metabolic process; polyamine biosynthetic process
Molecular function (GO): transferase activity; spermidine synthase activity; catalytic activity
Source: RefSeq, marked validated